This is a messenger RNA of Oncorhynchus mykiss (rainbow trout), 6254 nucleotides long. The record is from RefSeq and is a predicted model, not a curated record. Lineage: Eukaryota; Metazoa; Chordata; Actinopteri; Salmoniformes; Salmonidae.
CCGAUCUCGGCAUCCGUGGACGUAGAGUAACAGCAGCCGUAGUAAUUUGACAUGCAUUGAGACCACAUUCUGUGCCACCGUGACAGAAGAAGCUGCUGCUGCCGCGCGUCCGACGGAGAGGGAAUACUGCAACUGUACCGGACUCGUUUCAUCCAACCGUUUAUAACGACAGCAGCCCCGGGCAAUGACAUUAACCUAUUGAAAGAGGAAUACUAGCAGGAAAAAGGCAAAGAUGACGGUGGACUUUGAAGAAUGUAUUAAAGACUCUCCGCGAUUCAGGGCUGGCAUCAAUGAGGUGGAGACGGAUGUGGUGGAGAUCGAAGCUAAACUAGAUAAGCUGGUGAAGUUAUGUAGCGGUAUGAUCGAGGCGGGCAGGGCGUACGUAAGUGCCAACAAACUGUUUGUCAACGGCAUCAAAGACUUGUCUCAGCAGUGCAAGAAGGAAGAAAUUAUCUCUGAGUGUCUGGAGAAGUGUGGGGAGAGCCUGCAGGAGAUCGUCAACUACAACAUGAUCCUAUUUGACCAGGCCCAGAGGUCAAUCAAACAGCAACUGCACACCUUCAUCAAAGAGGACGUGCGUAAGUUCAAGGAGACAAAGAAGCAGUUUGACCGUGUGAGGGAGGACAUGGAGAUAGCCCAGGUGAAGAACGCCCAGGCCCCCAGGAACAAACCUCACGAGGUGGAGGAGGCCACUUCCUCUCUUACCCUGACCAGGAAGUGCUUCAGGCACCUGGCCCUGGACUACGUACUGCAGAUCAAUGUUCUUCAGGCUAAGAAGAAGUUUGAAAUCCUUGAUGCAAUGCUGUCGUUCAUGCGAGCCCAGUACACCUUGUUUCAACAGGGCUAUAAAAUAUUGGAUGAGAUUGAUCCCUACAUGAAGAAACUAGCUGCAGAGCUGGAUCAGCUGGUCAUUGACUCAGCCAUGGAGAAGAGAGACCUGGAACACAAACAUGCUACCAUACAGCAGAGGACUCUGAUGGAGGACUUCUCCUAUGAUGAUAAUAAGGUGGAGUUCAACGUGGACGCUCCUAACGGAGUGGUGAUGGAAGGUUACCUGUUCAAGAGGGCCUCCAAUGCCUUCAAGACCUGGAACAGACGGUGGUUCUCCAUACAGAACAGCCAGCUGGUCUACCAGAAGCGACUUAAGGAUGCCCUGACGGUGGUGGUGGAGGACCUGAGGCUGUGUUCAGUCAAACCUUGCGAGGACGGAGAGAGGAGGUUCUGCUUUGAGGUGGUGUCCCCCACUAAGAGCUGUAUGCUCCAGGCAGAGUCAGAGAAGUUACGGCAGGCCUGGAUCCAAGCUGUACAGGCCUCCAUCGCCUCUGCAUACAGAGAGAUAUCAGACAACUACUACAUCGAGCGUCUGGACCGGACAGCCUCCCCCUCUACCAGCAGUAUAGACUCAGCCAGCGAGCCCCGCGGGGAGAAAUGGGGGAGAGGGGGUGAGGGCAGGGGGGAGAGCAUCCUCCACCGGGUGCAGACCCUCCCGGGUAAUGAGCUGUGUUGUGACUGUUCCCAGGCUGCACCAUGCUGGGCCUCCAUCAACCUGGGAGUCCUGCUCUGCAUCGAGUGCUCUGGCAUACACAGGAGUCUAGGGGUUCAUUGCUCCAAGGUUCGUUCACUAACACUGGACUCCUGGGAACCAGAGCUACUCAAGUUGAUGUGUGAGCUGGGUAACAAUGUGAUUAACCACAUCUAUGAGGGAGCCUGUGAGGAACUGGGAGUGAAGAAACCUGGACCUUCCAGUCCUAGACAAGAGAAGGAGGCGUGGAUCAAGGCUAAAUAUGUGGAGAGGCGUUUCCUGAAGAAGAUGAGUGUCAGUGACUCAUUGGUGGAAGGCGAGAGGAAGUCCCGCCCCUGGAGCGUGAAGAAGUGUCAUCGCCACAACAGCUCCAUGCGAGGAGCGCCCAAAACCCGCCGGAAAUACCGACACGACCCCGGUUUGAUUUCACCAGGAAACCUCUCCGCAGCUGCAGCAGCAGCGAAGCUCCGUCGUGACUCUCUGUUUUGUCCUGAUGAGAUGGACAAUCUCUUCUCCUACUUCGACACUGGCAAUGGAACCCGCAGCCCUGCAGGUCUGAGCAGCGACAGUGGGCUGGGAGGCAGUACAGACGGGAGCACAGACAUCCUGGUGUUUGGCUCAGUGGUCGACAGUGUCACCGAGGAGGUAGAGUGUGAGGGUGAGUCAGAAGAGGAGGAGUCUAGCGGGGAGGUGGAGAUAGAGCAGGAGGCGGGAUCAGACCCUGAGGAGCCCCUCCCCCCGGGGGCGUUGCUCAACCGGUCGUCACGGCUACACAACCUGCCACUCAUGGCCGAGGCGCUGGCGCACGGGGCAGACGUCCACUCUGCCAGCGAUGAGGAGGGAAAGACCCCGCUCAUACAGGCCGUGACAGGGGGCUCUCUGACAGCGUGUGAGUUCCUGCUGCAGAAUGGGGCUGAUGUGAACCAGAGGGACAUGGGGGGGAGAGGACCCCUCCACCACGCUACCUACCUGGGACAUACAGGUCAGGUGUGUCUGUUCCUGAAGAGAGGAGCUUGUCAGACAGAGGUGGAUGAGGAAGGUCACGACCCUCUGAGCAUGGCUGUCCAGGCCGCUAACGCCGAUAUUGUUACACUGUUGCGGUUAGCACGGAUGAACGAGGAGAUGCGCGAGGCGGAGGGUCCGUUUGGUCAGCCAGGUCAAUACCCCAGCAGCUCCCCAACUGAACAUCAGUACAGGAAAUGUAUUCAGGAGUUUAUCUGCCUCACCAUAGACUACUGUUAGGGGGCGCCACUGAGGCAGGAUGCAUCCCAAAUUGCACCCUAUUCUCUAAGUAAUGCACUACAUUUGACCAGAGGCCUAUUGGUACCCUAUUCCCUAUGUAGUGCACUACUUUUGACCUGGGCCCACUACAAAAGUAGUGCACUACAUAGGGAAUAGGGUGCAAUUUCAAAUACCGAUUAGCCACUACUAACUGGGCAUAUAGAGGCAUAUCAUACAGGGCAGAGUAGUAGGAUGAAGUUGCCCUUAGAUAAACUGGUCUAGAGUCAGUUUUGCAUUGUUACCGUAAUUGGUUAGGGUUAUGAUUUGUGGAGGGUAAAGCUGAUUCUAGAUCUGUGUCUAAGAGCAACAAGGCCCUGCUGACUGUAGCGCAGAACAAUGUUGUUUUAUCUUUCCAACAAUAUGCUUCUCUUCUUCUUCUACAUCCAGAUCUUUUAACCACAUCGCUAGCUGCUUUCCACACCGUUCAUAUUAUAAGCUGAGUGAAACACAGUGUAUCUGGCUGUUCCUAAUAGUCUUGUCUGUGGUUCUCACUGUCAGGCCGUUUACUCGCUACACUGCUCAACACUUCCUGCCUCUCCUGUACACUCUUAGAGAAAAACAAAGUGCUAUCCAGAACCAUUAAUGGCUCUUCGGCUGUCCCCAUCAGGAGAUCCCUUUGAAGAACCCGUGUGUGGGUUCCGUUAUAGAACCCUUUCCACAGAGGAUUCUACAUGGAACACAAAAUAUUUAUAUCUGGAACCAAAAAAGGUUCCCCUGUGGACAUAGCUAAAGAACCCUUCUUUUCUUAGUGUAGGCUUUCCCGUCCAUGUCCUCCCUCUUCCUCCCUCUUCCUCCCUCUUCCUCCCUCUUCCUCCCUCUCUUACCAGUAAGGACCUAAGCUUCCACAGUCUUUACAAUACUAUUCUACAGUGUCCUUCCUAUUCAGCAUUUUACAGUAGUUUAUAUUCAAGAGUUUGAUAGUACCAUAAGAAUUUAUCAGCGGCCCAUUGUGUUAUAAUGAAUUAGAAUCUGUCGAUUUAGAAAUGAUGGCAUGAUUACAGUAUGUCUACAACUCCGUGUUCCUUAAAGGGUUCAAGCUGGCCUGAAAAGGAAGCCUUUUGUCCUUAUGUCUUCUGUGGGAGAUCGAGGUUAGAUGUAAUUCAGUGGCUAGAUGUGCAGGGGUUCCAACUGUUGUUCUACGGUGGCAUGAGGUUACAGUGAUAUGGAAUGGGUGUCGUUGUGGCUGCUAUAGGCAUGGUCAAGGAAGGUCCACUGCGUCAGUCUGGGAAGGUGGGGUCGUCAUGUUUUCACUGUGUGUGUGAUGGGAAGGGACGGAUGCAGGGGUGAAGUGGUUCAGAUGUGAUGAGAAUACCGAAGGACUGAUGGAUGGAGAAAGAGACAAACGCCUGCUUUGUUGUUACUUGUGAGUGAGGAUUAAAUGCUAUAUUAUAAUUAUUAUUACGAUGAUAUCUUAAUGUAAAAAAAAACUACUUUCCCGUUCCUAACAGUGAUGUGCUUUAUUUAUCGUUGCUGUCGUGUUUACGUCAUGCUCUCUCAUUUUGCUCGUUGAGUUUCUGUCUUUUUGUUUUGUAUUGGUUUAUUUAUGUUAAAAUAGGGGCUUAAAAAAAUCCGGAAUCUUCCAUAUAUGAUUCCUGGAAAACCGAGGAAUUUGGGGGAAGUUAUUGGAAUGUUGUAAUCCUACGUUGAACCCCGGAGGACUUGUGCAAUGAUGAUUAUUGUUACAGAUUUGAUGUAUUUCUGUAAAUUAUUUUCCUUAAUUUUUUUUAAAUCUUUCAAACUUUUCAAUAUCCUCACUUUUUUUUCCUGACUGGAUAAGUUUUGGUCUGGUCUUGUGUCAUUGUGCCACACACACAUUCUGGCUUCACUUCUAAACAAGGGAUUCAUCAACCCUGUCCCUCCAACACUCACACUGAUCUAUACCUAGAAUUACUGUACUAGACUUGUUGAAAAAAAUGUCAUUUUAUUUGUAGACAUUCUAGUGAUUACGUGUUUUCUAUAUCUAUAUUUCAAACCUUUUUUGAUUGCAGUCCUUCAGUGUUUACUGAUAAAGACAUCUUCUUCACGACCACAUCAGUGGUGUUUUUGGUUGACUUAUGGGGACAGAGGGAAUCAGGGGCCAUUGGUAACUGUCCCUGUAGUAGGUAAGGGAGAGGAAGAGCUAGACCCAUUUAAUUAUCAUCAAAAACCCAUUGUAAUUCUACGGUUACAACUGACUGUCUUCUCCGGCCAUCAUUGCUCAAUGCUCAUUAUAUUCUGCAUGCUUUUCGGUUGUGACCGGGAACAUUCUAGAACGUAUGUACGCGUUCUAGAAUAUACUCUUGGGCGUUUUUAGAAUGCUGCGUAGUACGUGGGGGCGUUCUAGAAUGCUGUCUGCCUUCGGAGCAUGAUAGUUUCCUAUUUGUCCCCUCAUGGUGCUGUGCAGUCCUGUUAAAAAGCAUGAGCUACAGUACAGUACAGCCACUUCCUGUGAUGUCCUUAAAACAACUUCCUCCUGUCUCUUUGGUAGACCUAUGGACCCCUGUGCCAUCUCUACGUCCACUUAUGGACCAGCUAUAGCUUCACUGUUUUGUCAAUGUGAUUUAUUUUUCCUUUUUUAAUGAAACACAGAGCUGAACUGUUUUUCGUUAGCUAGCCGACCUCUGUUUGUUCCUCAACUACGUUGGCAUGAAGUCCUAAAGUAGUUAGAUUUUUUCUUUUUUUUUUUGGUUCUCUGCCAAAGACUUUGGAAAAGGGAAGUGUGCAACAGUGUUGUUAGGCAUCAAUCAGUUUAACUUCAGCGAGAAUACAUACACACACACAGCGUUUAACGUCUGAUAACACGUGGCACAGUGAAACAUAAAGUGGUAGAAACAGUGUUCGCCAGUGUUUUUUUUACAAAAUGUUCUAGAGGAGAGGAGUCACAGAACAAUUAUUAUUUUCAUCAGUUGUUUUUUAUUUUCAGAGUGUGGAAGCAGGUGAUAUUCUGCAAGUGUUUUGAAUUCAAAGUAAAGUAAAACAACGGGAGUGAUAAAGUCAAUAUAUUUGACCAGGGACUGUGACUAAAUAGGGUGGUGACGUAGCCCAGCUGAAGUGGUGGGUGUUGUUUCUUAACUGUUUUAACAUUGGGGUUAAAGGAUGCUUCUAAACAAACAGACAAACAUGCUGUAAAUAAAAACGCUUUUUAACAUGUUUAACUCUUGACUCAAACUGCCUGCUCUGACUUACCGCAUUCCACCACGGAACCCUGCCUGUUCCGUGCCACCUGUUCUGAUUCUGUUCUCUUCUUCCAAACGUCUAUCUGUGCACUCUUUUUGGAAUAUUGUGACAUAGCUAUCUCUCUGUCCUACUUGGGGAAACAAACAUUCUUGUAUUAAUAUCUCUACAUUUGGAUAUCUUUGGAAUAACUUUAUUUUUGUUCCUUGGUUUUAGAAACACUGAGAUGGUGAUUUAAAAAAAAAAAUGGAUAAAGAGAAUAAAACCAAGAAACUCUUGUGAUGAACUCCUCACCUUG